UCCUGCGGCACGUAAAAGCGAGAGCGCCAAUAGUCCGUGGCCACGACGACGACGACGGAACGAUAAUAAUGUAGGUACAAUGCGAUCUCUUCGUAGCUUGUACCUUCCUCUACGGCGGCUAGGUUCAGGUCCGGAUCCGGUCUCAAUGAACCUUGACAAGCAUCCAGGCCAGAUCUGGGGUCUUGUAAGUUGUUGGUUUGGUUGAUAUGGAGAUUCUACAGGCAUUGGGCUAGCUAGCGGAAGGGGUCACAGGAGAACGAAAAUGUGUGCUCACUGCCUACUGUUCGGUGGCACUCAACUUGGUGCCUGACGAGCACCAUGGCCGACCAUAUUAGCUCGGGCUGGAUUUAGCUGGCGCAAUGGACUUCUUCAAAGGUCGAGGAAAGAAAGGUGGAAGCGGUGGGAAGCCUGAGAUUCCUCGCAGAAAAGUCAAGAAUGUGAUCGGUCAGGUAGCUUCGAAAAUUAUCAAGAGCCCGUACCGGCCUCUGGAUGUCCGUCGACAAGAGAUCCGACUGCUGGAAGUCAAGCCCGGUGCGGAGGAAGAUGAGCUCAGAUGUCGCCUGUUUCAGAUCCCUCUGCCAAAAGCGGAGGAGGAAGUCUAUGAAACGAUAUCCUAUGUCUGGGGCGAUCCAACAGCACUCUUCACAAUUGAGGUGAAUGGCUCAUCAUUCGAUGUACCACUCAGUGCCGCAGAGGUCCUGCGCCGCUUUCGAGAAAAGAAGUACUAUCGGUUCCUCUGGAUCGACUCGGUAUGCAUAAACCAAGCGGACCAAGCGGAGAGGAGCGAGCAGGUGUCGAGAAUGCACGAGAUCUACAAGCGCGCGGAAAGAAAUCUAAUUUGGCUUGGGCCA
Pseudocercospora fijiensis CIRAD86 is the source of this 851-nucleotide messenger RNA. RefSeq lists its product as uncharacterized. NCBI's taxonomy places the organism in Eukaryota, Fungi, Ascomycota, Dothideomycetes, Mycosphaerellales, Mycosphaerellaceae. The record is from RefSeq and is a predicted model, not a curated record. The transcript has a single exon. The annotation marks the transcript as partial.